Molecule: messenger RNA, 1909 nt
Organism: Peromyscus californicus insignis
Lineage: Eukaryota; Metazoa; Chordata; Mammalia; Rodentia; Cricetidae
Gene: Galk2
Product: galactokinase 2
Exons: 11
Coding region: 231-1583 (450 amino acids)
Biological process (GO): carbohydrate phosphorylation; galactose metabolic process
Cellular component (GO): cytosol; cytoplasm
Molecular function (GO): galactokinase activity; ATP binding
Source: RefSeq, a predicted model, not a curated record
UUGUGCAGACCUGCAGGAUUUCCGCUGAGGUCCCGGAAGAAAGCCACUCCUGCUGCCUUUAUCUUGUGAUCCUCAGCUGUGCUGCACUUCUGGAAACUGCAGAGGGAUCUAGCAAAAUAUGGCUGCGGAGGAACCCACCACGCGACGAGUCCAGGUGGCAGAACAUCCCAGGUGGGGCAGAGGCGUGGCCUGGGGUCCCCGGGCUGGAGAGAUUGUUGAAGCUGAAAGAGAUGUUUAACUCCAAGUUUGGCUCCACACCCAAGUUUUAUGUUCGAGCCCCAGGAAGAGUCAACAUAAUAGGAGAGCACAUCGAUUACUGUGGAUACUCUGUUCUUCCCAUGGCUGUGGAACAAGACAUGCUAAUAGCUGUGGAACCUGUGAAAACACACACUCUCCAACUGGCCAAUACAAAUCCCUUGUACCCAGACUUCAGUACUAGUGCUAAUAACAUCCAUAUCGACAAAACCAAACCUCUAUGGCACAACUACUUCCUUUGUGGAUUUAAAGGAAUCCAGGAACACUUUGGUCUUAGUAAGUCGACUGGAAUGAACUGCCUGGUAGAUGGAAAUAUACCCCCAGGCUCGGGCCUCUCCAGCUCCAGUGCCCUGGUCUGCUGUGCUGGCUUAGCGACUCUCGCUGUGCUGGGAAUGAGCCUAUCCAAGGUGGAACUUGCAGAGAUCUGUGCCAAGAGCGAGCGUUACGUAGGCACUGAGGGAGGAGGCAUGGACCAGUCCAUCUCAUUUCUUGCAGAAGAAGGAACUGCCAAGUUAAUAGAGUUUAGUCCGCUGAGAGCCACUGACGUGAGACUCCCCAGUGGAGCGGUCUUCGUGAUUGCCAACAGCUGCGUGGAGGCGAACAAGGCAGCCAGUUCCCAUUUCAACGUCAGGGUGAUGGAGUGUCGGCUGGCUGCAAAGGUCCUUGCUAAACACAAAGGGUUGCGAUGGGAUAAAGUCCUGCGGCUAGAAGAAGUGCAAACCAAAUUGGGGAUUAGUCUGCAAGAAAUGCUGUUGGUCACAGAGGAUGCCCUUCAUGCUGAACCCUACAGCAGGGAGGAGAUCUGCAGGUACCUGGGAAUUAGCCUGGAGGAACUCCGCACCCAAAUCCUGACUCCAAAUACUCAAGAUGAGCUCACCUUCAAGCUCUACCAGCGGGCAAAGCAUGUGUACAGCGAGGCUGCACGUGUGCUACAAUUUAAGCAGGUGUGUGAAGAAGCACCCCACAAUGCGAUCCAACUGUUGGGAGAGCUGAUGAACCAGAGCCACAGAAGCUGCCGGGACAUGUAUGAGUGCAGCUGCCCUGAACUGGACCAGCUGGUGGACAUCUGCCGGUUGGCCAUCAGCACUGGCUUACAUUUCUGUGGGCACAGGGAUCAAUGGAAGUUUGGGGCCAAAGGUUCACGACUUACUGGAGCAGGAUGGGGAGGCUGCACAGUGUCCCUAGUGCCUGCUGACAUGCUGUCCAGCUUCCUCACAAAUGUCUACGAAGCUUAUUACCGGAGGAACAGUCGCAGCUUGGCUCUGGAGAAGCACAGCUUGUUCGCCACCAAACCUGGAGGCGGGGCCUUGGUUUUCCUUGAGGCCUAAACAAUGUAAACCAUCUCAGAGAAACUAUCUCGGGCAUUUAGAGCUGGCCAGACUUUCUGUGCCACAGCAAAUCAGUCUUUUCUGUUCUGUUAUGAUGGACGGUUGCUAUUAUCAAGAUGCAUUUCCAAAAAAUGGUGAAAGCUAUGCUUCUUAAUGACUACUUUUCUCUCAUAAGUGUAUUUUUCAUGAAUCAGAGCCAAGGUUUGCCAAGGAUAAAUCUUUAAAGUAUGACUAAGAUUUAUUGAUUUGAAGAUGUUUAAAGAUGAAUAGCAAAAUGUACUUUUCACUGAACACUGCUACAAUCAAACUACAGCAACUGAACUCUA